Molecule: messenger RNA, 2468 nt
Organism: Mollisia scopiformis
Lineage: Eukaryota; Fungi; Ascomycota; Leotiomycetes; Helotiales; Mollisiaceae
Product: alkaline phosphatase-like protein
Exons: 1
Coding region: 273-2093 (606 amino acids)
Molecular function (GO): arylsulfatase activity
Source: RefSeq, a predicted model, not a curated record
UGAAGAGGGAGUCCUCAUCCUCGUCCUCGUCCUCGGUGCAGUGUUGCGCGUGUAAGGUGGGGUAUACCGAAGUCGGUGGAGGGGUGAACGUUGCUCUCGUUCUAGUGAUAUGUGGGAUCUAAUACUCUGUAUCUUAUUUUCCUCCCAACUCCCUUCCCAAUCUCUGCUCAAUUAAUUUCCAUGAUUAUUGUAUUCAUGCUCUCCUGCUUGAACCCUCUUGGCAAACUAUCAAGUACCUAAUCGAGCAUACCAGUCUUGAGUCCAUCCCCAUCAUGUCCUCCAAACGUCCCAAUUUCCUCAUCAUCGUGGCAGAUGAUCUUGGCUUCAGCGAUCUCUCAUGCUUCGGAGGCGAAAUCCGCACUCCAAACAUCGACAAGCUUGCCAAGAAAGGGAUUCGCUUUACAGACUUCCACGCCGCAGCAGCAUGUUCGCCCUCACGUGCCAUGAUCAUGACCGGUACCGACCAUCACAUCGCUGGUCUGGGGAACUUGAUCGAGUGGACAAACAUUUCAGGCCAAAAUGAUCCGAAUGGCACAAUGUCUACUGCUCCUCAACGAGGCAUGCCGGGCUAUGAAGGAUACCUGAAUGAGCGUGUGGUGACACUUCCCGAGAUGCUGCGAGAUGCAGGUUAUCUGACGCUGAUGGCAGGGAAGUGGCAUCUUGGUCUCACACCAGAAAGGAGCCCAAAAGCUCGUGGCUUCGAGCGAAGCUUCGCUCAUCUGCCUGCUUGUAGCAAUCAUUAUGCGUAUGAGCCACAACUUGAAACUCCAGACAAGAUCCCGGAUUUCAUGACGAUGAGCUUUAUUGCGUUGCACAGUGAGGAUGGAGAGUAUGUGAAGAAGCUCCCGGAUGGCUGGUAUUCGAGUGAUGGUUAUGGAGAUAAGAUGCUUAAGUAUCUGAAAGAGAGGAACGAGAGCAAGGAUGAGAGACCGUUCUUUGGGUACUUUCCUUUUACAGCACCGCAUUGGCCUUUACAAGCACCACCUGAGUAUGUGGCGCAUUACAAGGGGGUUUAUGAUGAUGGACCAGAUGCACUUCGACUGAAGCGAUUGCAAAGACUCAAAGACCUUGGAAUGGUAGACCAGGACGUGGAGCCUCAUCCCGUAGUAGCGGAAGAGGUCAAAGAAUGGUCAGAUUUCACACCAGAAGAGAAAGCAAAGUCUUGCCGCGCCAUGGAAGUCUUCGCUGCGAUGGUAGAAUGCAUUGACGCCAAUGUAGGCAAAGUGAUUGACUAUCUCGAGGAAACAGGAGAACUCGACAACACAUUCGUCUGCUUCAUGUCAGACAACGGAGCCGAGGGCGCUGCCUACGAAGCCUACCCCAUGGUCCAAGGAAGCAUGAUCCAGCACCUCCAGAAAUACUACAACAACAGCCUCGACAACCUCGGCAACGGCGACUCAUUCAUCUGGUACGGCCCCAGAUGGGCACAAGCAGCCACCGCCCCGAGCAGGUUAUACAAAGCCUACACUACCGAAGGCGGCGUCCGGAUUCCCUUCCUCGCCAAAUUCCCCACCGAAACAACCCUCAAAGCAGGCACAGAAGACAGCAUCACGCACGCCUUUGGAACAGUCAUGGAUCUCGCGCCCACGAUCCUCGAGAUGGCAGGCGUCAAACAUCCAGCGCCCACCUACCAAGGCCGAGAAGUCGUCUCCAUGCGCGGGAAAAGCAUGCUGCCGUUCAUCACCGGCGCCUCGUCUAGCAUCCACGCCUACGAUUUCAUCAACGGCUGGGAAACCUGCGGUCGUGCCGCUGUGCGCUGCGGUGAUUACAAGAUCGUGUUCAUACCCAAACCUAAAGGGCCGGAGAAAUGGCAACUGUACAACCUAGCUAGAGAUCCGGGCGAGAUCCACGAUCUAGCAGAGAAGGAUCCGGGGAGGUUGGAGAAGAUGAUUAAGAUGUGGGAUCAGUAUGUGUUGGAGACGGGGGUGAUUCCUCUAGCGCCGGAGCUGGGGGAGUGGAUGAGGGCGACGGAGGAGCAGAUGCCGGAGAAUGUGUGGAUGGAGUAUGAGUAUUGGAAGGAUGGGGCGAGGGAGACGCCCGAGGAGUUUAUGAGGCAGCCGAAGAGGUUUCAGAGGGUUGUUAAGGCUAUUUGAGGGGAUUGGUUGAGUGUGGAAUAUUUGGAGUAUGGCAAGUGAACAGAGCUUCAGAAUUGCCUUGAGAGUCUUUGAAUUAUUGAAAAAUUUGGACCAGCUCUCAAUGUUAAAAAAAUAAGUUUGGAUGUAACAUCACAGCUUGGUACUCUAGUGCAGGGCCAUGGAUCACUUGGUCGCUGAACAGAGCUUCAAAGUUGUCUCGAGCUCCUUAGGAGUUUUGGAAAGUCUUGGACCACCUUCUGAGAACAAUGAAACGAGCUUUUGGGUUUGGUUGAUGAUGAAAAUGAGAGUGGAGAAGGUUUAAAAAUUUAAAAAUGCCUUGUUCUUUUAACUAUUGAGAAAACAAUAUGUUUGUAGACGACAGCUAAAGACUUG